CUAGGCUCGACUGGCACUCACCCACCACCCCCCGUCGUCCCUGCUGUGAUGUCCUGUCUGUAGCAGGUUCCCGGGCCCCCGGGCAUGUAGGGAGGGCUCGCAGAGCCACGGGCGCUGCAGGGCACUCUGGAGGCAGCUCUGCCUGCUGCGCGCUCUGGUGCCUGGGGAAAUGCCCAACUGACGGGCGAGCUGGUGAGAAAGAGAACAUUGCCUUUUGGCCCUAGUUCGCAACAUCCAUGGCGCUGCCAGUCGGUCUGGUGCCCCUGUGCUGCUUGGCACUUCUGGCUCUGCCGGCCCAGAGCUGCGGACCGGGUAGGGGGCCGGUGGGCCGCCGCCGCUACGUGCGCAAGCAGCUGGUGCCGUUGCUCUACAAGCAAUUCGUGCCCAGCGUGCCCGAGCGGACCCUGGGCGCCAGUGGGCCUGCGGAGGGGAGGGUGGCAAGGGGCUCCGAGCGCUUCCGGGACCUGGUGCCCAACUACAAUCCCGACAUCAUCUUCAAGGAUGAGGAGAACAGUGGCGCAGACCGCCUGAUGACAGAGCGCUGCAAGGAGCGGGUGAACGCGCUGGCCAUCGCAGUGAGGAACAUGUGGCCCGGAGUGCGCCUGCGUGUGACCGAGGGCUGGGACGAGGACGGCCACCACGCGCAGGACUCCCUCCACUACGAAGGCCGGGCCUUGGACAUCACCACCUCUGAUCGCGAUCGCAAUAAGUAUGGGCUGCUGGCGCGCCUGGCAGUGGAAGCCGGCUUCGACUGGGUCUACUACGAAUCCCGCAACCACGUCCACGUGUCGGUCAAAGCCGAUAACUCCCUGGCGGUCAGGGCAGGCGGCUGCUUUCCGGGAAACGCCACCGUGCGUCUGCGGAGCGGCGAGCGGAAGGGCCUGCGGGAACUGCACGGCGGAGACUGGGUUCUGGCCGCAGACGCGGCAGGCCGGGUGGUGCCCACGCCCGUGCUGCUCUUCCUGGACCGGGACCUGCAGCGCCGCGCUUCCUUCGUGGCCGUGGAGACCGAGCGGCCCCCGCGCAAGCUGCUGCUCACGCCCUGGCACCUGGUGUUCGCCGCCCGAGGUCCGGCGCCGGCGCCCGCCGACUUUGCCCCGGUGUUCGCGCGCCGCCUGCGCGCGGGGGACUCGGUGCUGGCGCCCGGCGGGGACGCGCUCCGGCCCGCGCGCGUGGCCCGGGUGGCGCGGGAGGAAGCCGUGGGCGUGUUUGCGCCGCUCACCGCGCACGGGACGCUGCUGGUCAACGACGUCCUGGCCUCGUGCUACGCGGUCCUGGAGAGUCACCAGUGGGCGCACCGCGCCUUUGCCCCCUUGCGCCUGCUGCACGCGCUGGGGGCGCUGCUUCCGGGCGGGGCCGUGCAGCCCACCGGCAUGCACUGGUACUCGCGCUUCCUCUACCGCCUGGCGGAGGAGCUGCUGGGCUGAGCGCUUCAGGCACGGAAACCCCCAGGCGUUCGAUGUGGAAGGCUGCUGUGCUCUGUGAUGACGGGGAGGGAGGGACCGUUUAGGAGAAGAUGGAGGCGAUACCGAGCGCCCGGUUCAGGCUCCCUUAAACUGGGAGGGGAUUCCGGGGUCGGAGGAAGGUGGGGUUGAUGAUGCGCUUCCCUGACAAGGAUUAUUUGGCCUCUUCUUCCCCAGUGCCUCACUCCCACCGGGUUAUUUUAUUUUAUUUUCUAUUUAUAAAUUGUAAUAUAAUGGUCAGCUUGCCCUACCUGGGAAGGUGAGGGGUGACAGCUCGUCAUUCACACGGACAGUCAGCCCACCUGACCUCUGACAUUUUCCUACAGGUGGGUUAAUAAAGGGAAGGCAUCCAGGAGCUUAAUGGAAAGACAUCUCUGUUUGGAGGGCGUUUGACUCCAGAAGGGAGAAGAAAGGAGACCAACCUAGUCAGUAUCUACUUGCAAAUCUUUCCACCUUUCUGUAGCAGACCUUCUAGCACUGUUGCAGAGGACGCUCUUCCAGUCCAUUAGAAACCGACCAGGAGAGGGGCCAGAGCCAUAGAAAGGUGCUUGCCUUGCAUGUGGGUAGGGUGUUUGCCUUGCAUGUGGCUGACCUGGGUUUGAUCCUUGGCAUCCCAUAUGGUCCCCCAAGCAAGCACUGCCAGGAGUAAUUUCUGAGUGCAGAGCCAGGAAUAACUCCUGAGUGUCACUGGGUAUGAGAAAGAAAGAAAGAAAAAAAGAAAGAAAGAAAGAAAGAAAGAAAGAAAGAAAGAAAGAAAGAAAGAAAGAAAGAAAGAAAGAAAGAAAGAAAGAAAGAAAGAAAGAGAGAAAGAAAGAGAGAAAGAGAGAGAGAAAGAGAGAGAGAGAAAGAGAAAGAAAGAAAGAAAGAAAGAAAGAAAGAAAGAAAGAAAGAAAGAAAGAAAGAAAGAGAGAGAGAAAGAGAGAGAGAAAGAGAGAAAGAAAGAAGACCAGGAGAGGGUCAGAGCAGCAGCAGUAGUAGUACAGCAGUUGGGUGCUUUCCUUGCUCCUUGCACUUUGGCUGAACCCGGGUUCGAUCCCUGACACCCCGUAUGGUCCCCUAACCGCCCCCCCCCCAGGAGUGAUCCCUGAGCACAGAGCUGCACGGAGCCAGGAUUAAGCUCAAAUGAGGCUUUGAGCACAAUUAGAUGUGUCCCCCAAACAAAAUCAAAACAAAACAAACAAGUCAGACCAAAAGACUUGGGCCCUCUAAGAGGCUGGUCCCUUCUCCCGCCCAGAGCCACAAACUUGCAUUCUGACUGUUGAAGGGACCAGGGGCUUCCUUUGGGCCUUUUCUCUAGGUUCAUUGGUACUGAUGCUCAGGGAAUUUUGUCCCCUCUCCAUUAGACUGUGGUCCUGAUACCUCUUUUAAGACACCAUGAAUCAGCCUAGUCUCCAGGCUAUCCUAGUUAGUGUCUAAAUGGAGCUGAUUAUAUUUUUCUGGAGGGUCACUGGACCAAAUAAUGACACAUGAAAAUCCCUAGAUAAUUCAUAAUUUAUAGUUCUCACACUGCCAAUAGAGCGUUGGAAUCUUUCUUCUUUAUUUUUAUUUAUUUUAUUUUUUUGUUUUUAUUUUUGUUUUUUGCUCAGGGCUUACUCCUGGCUCUGCACUCAGGAAUUACUCCUGGCAGUGCUCAGGAAACCAUAUGGGAUGGAUGCUGAGGAUUGAAUUGGGUCGGUGGGGUGUGUGGUCCUACACAUUGCACUACGUCAUGGACCCCUGGAAUCUUUUUCUUCUAAAUGGCUGCUCAUAGAGAAUGCCUUCAGCCUCAGCAUAUUGCUGGGCGGGGGUCGGGGGAGGAUGAAAAAUAGGCUCUCCAUGCAGAGAUUCCCUUCCAGAUACCUGUCCUGUGGUUGCAUCUGCUGCUCACCUUCACCACCCUCUCCUGUCUCCCACUUUUGCCAGCUGUUGCUCUGACCUGUGUGUUUCUGGAAACUUUGGGUUACAGGCAUAGCAGACAUCUGUAAUCCAGGCAGAGAGGGCUCCUGAUUUAGAAAUGAAAGCUCUGAGAAAGUUUGUCUACACCUUGGAAGGAGAGUAUGUAGGGGCCGAGGGGUGGUGGGGCCUCUGGGACCACCAGGAGGAGUGCGUCUUUCCUGGGCUGGCCGGCCUGGAGGGUCCCUGCUAUACAGUGCCCUCUGCUGGCCUUCAGGGUUAGUUCCUUGUAGUUUCGGAUGACAGGAGAGAGAGCGAGAGCAGUGAGUGUCCCAUAAAGAGAGGCAGAUUGCACCCACAGAGACUAGAGGUGAAAGAUGGCGGGCGGGGCUUGUUAGGGUGCUUGGGAUGAGCCCAAGGUUUGAUCCAGCCCUUGAAGGGGCGGAGGGCUCCACCUGCUGUCUGGUGGAGAAGCCUUCUCGAACCAGCACUUCCCCGUUUCUCUGUCUUAGCUGUGGCUCCUGGAGAUACAGUGGAAACCCGUGGCAGUUCCGACAUCCUGGGCAUUCCAGUCACCCCUCAUCCCCCUUUCCCUUGUGGUCCCAGAGUUCAGUGUUUGGAGGUGAGGCAUACUUAGGAUUCCAGGACGUGCUCCCGAGGGCGGCAUUGGGAAGCAGGCUCUGCCCUUCUCUUCGCGCCAGGUGCUCCCCCUCUGGGUCAUAGUCAGAGGCAGAAGUUGCCCCGCAUCCCUCUUAUGCCAAACCAGGCCAUGACCAAUUUGAGAAAACCAUUCAUCCCCUUUCCUCUUGGCUCCUCUUACUGCCCCUCCCUCGUAUUUUUUUCCCCUCUGAAGUGGAGGCAUACUCUAUGGUGCUCAGGGAUCACUCCUGGCAGGCUUGGGGGGUCAGAUGGGAUACUGGGAAUGGAACUCAGGUUGGCAGUGUACAAGGUAAAUGCACAGCAUGCAACCCACUAUGCUAUUGCUUCAGCCCUGCCCCUUGUUCUUAUCUCAUUCUCACCCAAAAUAAGACUUUAUGCCAUAAAAAUAUCUUGAUGGUGAUUUCCAGUACUUUAAUAAGUUGAACGGGGAUUGGGUACUUGGUUCCCCUUAAACUACAUCCUAUAUUCUCAUACCUGACUAAUGUUUUUUACCAUUUUCAUCUCCUUGAGCCUCUUCUAACUCCUUCAUUUUUCUGUAAAUGAUUAAAAAAAAAAUCAGUUCCCUCAAAUGCCAAAGAGCAUCAUAUCCGGGGCUGGAGGGAUAGCACAGCGGGUAGGGAGUUUGCCUUGCACGCGGCCGACCCGGGUUCUAAUCCCAGCAUCCCAUAUGGUCCCCUGAGCACCGCCAGGGGUAAUUCCUGAGUGAAGAGCCAGGAGUAACCCCUGUGCAUCGCCGGGUGUGACCCCCCCCCCCAAAAAAGAGCAUCAUAUCCAAGAAAUAGGCCAUGAUUUCAUAUUUCACACAAUAUUUCCAGUUGCAACACCUCAUCAAUAAAGCAGGCAGUGAGCUGGGCCGAGAGUAAGGUAAUAAGCCUUGCACAUGACUAAUUCCACUGAAUCUCCAGUACUGUAUGUAGAUGGUCUCCUGAGUACCAACAGGUGUACUCACCCUUCCCCAGCAAAAAAAAUAGAGGCAGUGAGCAUUAGGGGGAAGGCCUGGCUGGGAAGUUAGGCAUUGCUGGAGCUAAUGCUAUAUCCCUGCCGGGUGGUUAUGGACAUCAGCAUCUAUGCCAGGUGGGACCUAGGGACCAGGUGUUACCAAUGUUUUAUAUUUUUGCAUUUAUUUCUUGUUGCCAUUGCUGCUUCUCUCCUCAUUAAUCUACCUAAAUUACUAACAACUGUUCCCAAACUUUUUGGAAGUGGACUCGCUUUGUCCUAUGAUUGAUUUCCUAAAGCUUCUUUCUUCACAAUGUAUUGUUUGACAGAUUUGGGUUUUAGAACUAAUGUAUAAUUUAGAGAUAAUUUUGAUUUGAGAAUAUACAGAUUAUUUUGUGAUAACCCUGGAAGAAAUGCAAGCUGGGAGGGAAGAGUGGAGAAAUGCUGCUCCAAGAUUUAGGUGACCUAUUUUGUUGCCCAGAAAUCAGAUCCCCCCACCCCUACCCCGUAACUCCCAUUCUUCAAGUAAGAUUAGGAGCAUGACAAAAUAACAACAUAAUAGGCAUUGUAAAAAACACACACACAUACACAUACAUAAUCUAGGGGCAAGAGAGAUAGGAAAGAAGUUAAGGCACUAGCCUUUUGGCCAACAGUGUUUGAUUCAGACAUCACACAUGGUCCCCCUUCACCUCCUCUGCACAGAGCCAGGAGUAAGCCCUGAACCCAGCUGGGUGUGGUGCAAACACACACACACACACACACACACACACACACACACACACGGACUAGGAAACAGCUUCUGUGCUAGAGAAGAAGAUAUAAAUGUAUAAAAUGGAUCAGGACCAAACAAAAUUGUUACUUAAUCAGAAUGAGUUGAAUGUAUAUACUAGUAGCAGAAGGUCUUCCAAAGAACAAGGAGACAGUAGAAUGUUGAGGCAUGUGUAGGUGGAGAACAGAGAGAAGUAACAUGAGCAAGGACUUAGUCAGUAUGAGAAUGAAAAUGGGCAGCUCUGUUAAAACUGUAGACUGGGAAACUUAACUUCGUGUACCUAAUGUUUACUGAGAACUUACUACAUGCUGGGUCCUGUUCUAGCACUUUAUAUGCAUUUUCUCUUCAUCCUCACAAUAACCCUAUGAGAGCAUAUUAUUGAGGCAAAGAGAGAUUGGAGGCCAGAGAGAUGGUACAAGAGUUAAGACAUUGCAGCUGUGACACUGGUUCAAAACCCAGCAUCAUAUACAGCCCUACCAGGAGUGACUCCUGAGCACAGAGCCAGAUGUGGUCUCUGAGCACACCGGGUGUGGCCCAAAAACCCAAAGGAGAGAGAGCAAGAGAGAGAGGGAGAGAGAGAAAGAGCAAGAGAGAGAAGAGAGAGAGAGAACAAGAGGGAGAAAGAAAGUUGAGUAACUUGCCCACUCCUUUAGUCAGUUAUGGAACCGGAAUCAGAAUAACAAGAAAUAAGACUAUCUUGGUGGAUGGGGCCACAGCCUAGAAGUCUGUGUCGUCAAAACACUUUGACUCUUCUCAGUCGCCUUCACUGAGACACUAAUAAAGUCCUAGUUUCCUGACACUUAUUUUUCUCUCAUUUUCACUGGCUCAUUUUCGUCCUGUCUCAUUUUGUCCUUCCCUGUUUGAAGUCCCCUAGCCACCAGUCAAGGAAAUACCUAUAGAGAUGGAGGGGGGUAACCCAACAAGAAAGUAUAGGAAGAUUCUAGAUCUUUGGGGGUUAAAGGAGAGGGGACAUUGAAUAUUUUUCUAACUUGAUUUAGAAAGGUGUUCAAAGUGAACAUAGUCUUCUCCAUAGUGAAAAAGGCAAACAAAGAAACACAGAAGCAAGCAGGAUACAUGUUCAAGAACAUAGACUUGAAGAGCAGACCUGAAUUUUGUUAAUACUCAAUGUCCAUGUCCCCUUCCCUGCCCCAGGCUGGUGUAUAGAAACCCUUGUGGAUCUACUGGAGAUGGGACCCCAGGAAGGGUUCAGUUCACAUGAGGUCAUAAUAGUAGGUCCCUCAUCUGAUGGACUCAAAAGGAGACACCAAAGAGUUUGCUUUCUCAAGGCUGGAGCAACAGUAUAGCAGGUAGGGCAUUUGCCUUGCAUGCAACCCGCAGGCUUCAAUCCUCAGCACCCUUAUGGCCCCCAAGCCCACCAAGAUUGAUCCGUGAGCACAGAGCCAGGAGUAAGCCUUGAGCAUACCAGGUGUGGCUCCAAUCCCUCCACCACUACAAAAAUAAAUAAAGAGUUUGCUUUUGCCACACACAUGAAGGCAGAAACAGUAAGGGAGAAAUGAGAAGGGGAACAUCUAAAAGCCAGGAAGAAAACACUCAUCAGAAAUCAAAUUGGGGAGGCUGAAGCGAUAGUAUAGUAGGUAGGGCAUUUGCCUUGCACACAGCCGACCUGGAUUUGAUUCCCAGCAUCCCGUAGGAUCCCCUGAGCACCACCAGGAGUAAUUCCUGAGUGCAAAGCCAGGAGUAACCCCUGUGCAUCAUCGGGUGUGAACCAAAAAAACAAAAAAAAAAGAAGAAGAAGAAGAAGAAGAAAGAAAUCAAAUUGGGGUGAGGGAGACAAAGGCUUAGCAUGCAGAGCCCUCAAUUCAAUCUCUGGACCUGCUGGGUCGCACCUCAGCACCAGGACUAAGCGCUGAGAGGAGCUUAUGGGCUUUAGAGUCCCUUCGGGGGCCAGAAUGAUAAUACAGCAGGUGGGACACGUGCUUUGUAUGUGGUGCACCUAGAUUUAACCUCCUGAUCCACAUAUGAUCCCCCAAGCCCUGCCAGGAGUGAUUCCUGAACGCAAUAGCCCUAAACACUACUGAGUAUGACUCAACAAUAAACUAAAACACAAUUAAAAAAAAGAAGUGCCUUUCCAUAAAUAAAUGAA
Messenger RNA from Sorex araneus (European shrew), 7804 nucleotides. RefSeq names its product desert hedgehog signaling molecule (gene DHH). Bases 237 to 1427 code for a protein of 396 amino acids. Gene Ontology annotation, biological process: regulation of gene expression; cell-cell signaling; protein autoprocessing. The transcript is spliced from 3 exons. The record is from RefSeq and is a predicted model, not a curated record. NCBI's taxonomy places the organism in Eukaryota, Metazoa, Chordata, Mammalia, Eulipotyphla, Soricidae. Gene Ontology annotation, molecular function: calcium ion binding; patched binding.